Messenger RNA from Euleptes europaea (tarantolino), 1020 nucleotides. It is a transcript of the gene MBD2, whose product is annotated as methyl-CpG binding domain protein 2. The coding region runs from base 9 to 821 and encodes 270 amino acids. The transcript is spliced from 7 exons. The record is from RefSeq and is a predicted model, not a curated record. Gene Ontology annotation, molecular function: DNA binding. Lineage: Eukaryota; Metazoa; Chordata; Lepidosauria; Squamata; Sphaerodactylidae.
CGCCCGGCAUGGAGAAGCGGGGCAAGCGGGUGGACUGCCCGGCGCUGCCCCCCGGCUGGAAGAAGGAGGAGGUCAUCCGCAAGUCCGGGCUCAGCGCCGGCAAGAGCGAUGUCUACUAUUUCAGUCCGAGUGGGAAGAAAUUCCGAAGCAAGCCUCAGCUGGCCAGGUACUUGGGGAACACGGUCGACCUCAGCAGCUUUGACUUCAGGACGGGGAAGAUGAUGCCCAGUAAACUACAGAAGAACAAACAGAGAUUAAGAAACGAUUCGCUCAGCCAAAAUAAGGGUAAACCAGAUUUAAACACAACGCUGCCAAUUAGACAAACAGCGUCUAUUUUCAAACAGCCUGUAACCAAAGUCACCAACCAUCCCAAUAACAAAGUGAAGUCGGAUCCACAGCGGGUGAUUGAACAGCCCAGACAGCUAUUCUGGGAGAAGCGGCUGCAAGGCUUAAGCGCGUCAGAUGUGAGCGAGCAGAUCAUAAAAUCCAUGGAGCUGCCGAAAGGCCUUCAAGGAGUCGGCCCAGGAAACAACGAUGACACCCUCUUAUCAGCCGUUGCCAGCGCCCUGCAUACCAGUUCUGCCCCCAUCACAGGACAGCUUUCCGCUGCCGUUGAAAAGAACCCCGCCGUCUGGCUUAAUACGUCCCAGCCUCUAUGCAAAGCCUUCAUUGUUACAGAUGAAGACAUUAGGAAACAAGAGGAACGAGUGCAACAGGUGCGCAAAAAGCUCGAGGAGGCCCUGAUGGCGGAUAUCCUGUCACGAGCUGCAGAUGCUGCUAAUUUAGAGGAGGUCGAGAUGGACCACGAAGAAGAAGCAUAAGAAACCAAGAAUCAGGUACUUAAACAGAAUUAUCCCUGGAGGAAAUUCCUGGAAUCUGGUGCGAUUUUUUUUGAUGUUCCCAAUUGGUUCCCCGUUGAUAAGAAGAGGACUCAUGCACAUUAUAUAGCUUUCUAAUAGCAUUAAAAACCAAGGCCUUUUUUUGGCUCGUAUUUUUUUGAUGUAUAUAUCUUCUUCAAAA